CAAAUCCAUGCGUAUUGUGGUCACCGGAUUUUUUCACGAGGAGGGUUACGCUCGGGUCACUAUGCAUACGGAAAAUAUGUGGGCGAAUUGCUUCCUGGAAGCAAGCAAUGAAAAAAACUACGAUACACUCUCAGUGUCCAGUCGGAUGGCAUCAUUUUGAUAAAUCGUGUUAUUUUUUAAGCGAUAACAAAUACAACUGGAUAUUGGCAGAGGAUAGUUGUCGUGCACAUAAUGCCAGACUUGCUGAAAUAGAAAGUAAAGAACAAUCAGAUUACUUAAUUAAAGCUUUUAAAGAUUUUGGAAAACAUCAUAGCUACUGGAUAGGAGGAAGAGAUGAUGUGAUCGAAGGAACAUGGCAAUGGGCUUCUUCCAACAUAGUAUUUAACUUUACAGCAUGGGCAAGUGGAAAGCCGAACAAUUAUCACGGACACGAAGACUGCCUUCAAAUGGACUAUGAUCAUAAUUGGGAAUGGAAUGACCAACCCUGCUUAGAAACAGAAUAUUUUGUUUGUGAACUUAAGUACCCUGACGACCUUCAAAUUAUUGGAUAAGGAUAUAUUUUGUUAUUAAGAAAAAUUGAAAUAAUGUUACUG
Molecule: messenger RNA, 593 nt
Organism: Mytilus trossulus (common blue mussel)
Lineage: Eukaryota; Metazoa; Mollusca; Bivalvia; Mytilida; Mytilidae
Product: perlucin-like
Exons: 5
Coding region: 108-551 (147 amino acids)
Molecular function (GO): signaling receptor activity
Source: RefSeq, a predicted model, not a curated record